CACCUCCUUGCGCUCCGGCUGAUCAUCAUGGCAGGCAACUUCAAUUUUUACACCGAUAACAUGACCAACGCAUCCUUACUCCAUGUCAAUCAGUUUUGCCCCCGUCCAUCACUUUCUCUCCCCACCAUCCGUCUGCAAUACAUGAGCUCCUUCGCGCAACUCAAAGCACAACGCACUGCGCGCCUGACCCCAGCACUGUCUUCCGCAUCGACAUCGUACGUGAGCCCGCUGUCGACGGGCGGCAGAGCGGAUGUUCCUAUCACAAUUUCAGAGGCAGUAUCCGACUCGCUCUCGAUCUCACAUCCGCGUCAGGAACAGGUUUCUCCCGUAGAUGGUGUAGGGGAUGUCUCAUCACUCGAAAGGGGAGGAGCAGACGAGGAUGAAGGCGGUGGAACACCCGCUGUGGAGGAGAUGGCGGGAACCACAGCACCAUCCGCAUCGUCACCAAAACACGCACGGGACGCCGAUGAGGACUCUGGGCGAGCAGAAGGGCUAUAUGCAGCCCUCCCGUCAGCUUUGCGAAUACGCGUCUCACAGGACGCCGUGAGGGGACGGGGUGUGUACAUGGGUCCCGGUGCAGGAUGCACUCCUGGACAAACCCUCAUCAAGACGCGCCCACACGUGGGCGUGCUCGCAGCUGGACGGCUGGCAACGCACUGCUCCGGAUGUUUUCGUGCUGGAAGGGACGAAGGCUCGCUGAAGCGAUGCACGCUCUGUCGUGUGGUGUGGUAUUGCGGAUCCACCUGUCAAUCUGCGGAUUGGGCGGCACAUAAGCCUGAAUGCGCGGGCCUCCGGCGUGUCAUUGCGUCCUCAGGUGCUGGGCCUUCCGACUCGCCAUCUGAUAUCGCAUUACCGAGCGACGCCGUGCGCUGUCUCGCACGUAUGGCCUGGGGACGCGCGCGGAAAAGGACAAAGGCUGCGCAGAGCAUUUGGGUGCGCGAGGUCGACGGGUUAUCUUUCGCGCCUCCCGCCACGGCGCCAAGUGACAAGCAGGCACAAGAAAAGCAGUCGCUGCACACCCACCUUGCGUUGGCUCUGGUGCAUUUCAUGGGGGUUCAGACGCCAGCAGAGCUGGCUGCGAUGGGUUUCGGGUCCGGUCGCGAUUUGGCGGAGUUUGUGGGAAAAGUUGCUUGUUAUUCCAUUACCCCAUGUGCUCCACUCAACCGUUGCGCUAGUUCACCACCAAUACCUUCGCGCUCACGGAUGAAACAUUGGCGCCGUUGGGAGCCUGCGUAUCGCCAACGGUUGCGCUGCUCAAUCACUCGUGUGAGCCGAACGCAGUCGUGGUGUUUCCCACCGGGGACGGGGAGAUGCAUGUUAUUGCGCUUCGAAAUAUCCAGGCGGGGGAGGAGGUGUAUUUUGACAUCCUACAUUGACACGACGCUGCCGCGGCACAUGCGCCAGGAGGCGCUGUUGGAGACGUACCAUUUCACAUGCGAUUGUACAUUGUGCUCCGAUGCGGCAGUCGACCCACGAGACGCAGUCUGGUGCCCCAAGCGCCCUGAGUGCGAUGGCAUUUGCCGUGUUCCAACGGAUGCCAUUCCGCUCUCACUUUGCGCGAAAUGCAGAGCAGUGCUUCGGAAAACGGACGAGGUGAUCGAUGCCGUCAGGGUUGGCACUGAAGCUUUGGCCAAGGCAGAGCGGGUCCAGUUUGCUGAUCCCAGCAAAGCACGCCAAUUGGCAUCGAAGAUGACACCGAUUCUACGCUCAGCAGGUCUGCACCCGGGAUCAUAUCCGCUCCUCGCUCUAUCGAGAAUGGAGCUCGCAUCUGCCAUCGAAGAUCUGCCCUCCUCCAGCAAUACACUACUGGACGCAGCGAUCCACACCUCCACCAUGAUCGUAUCUGGUCUCACCUCCAUCCUCACCCCGGGCCACCCUGUGCGCGGAUUGGCGCUCGCGGAACUUGCGAGGCUGUGUGCUGCAGACGAGUCAUCGCCCGAUCCAACCCCAACCCCAAACCAAAACCAAAACCGGUACCCUUACAGCGGCCCUGCCCGCCUUCGGCUCGCCCUGGACACUAUGCAGCGCGCGCUCUCCGAGCUUGCUGUAGGCUUUGGAAUGGAGGGUGGUGUCAUUGGCAGACUGAUUCGCGAAGAAGCCGUCCGCGUAGAGAGAGAACUCAGCGUGUGGAAAGAGGGUGUCAGAAAUGUUCGAGAUCUAUCUUGAGGUGGGGGACGUGAUGCGCCAUCAGCUAUGCGGAGACUUUGCACGUGACUCGCAAUUGUAGGAUUGCAUCAUUUAUUGAUUACGAGGGAGAACU
Molecule: messenger RNA, 2260 nt
Organism: Mycena citricolor
Lineage: Eukaryota; Fungi; Basidiomycota; Agaricomycetes; Agaricales; Mycenaceae
Source: the annotation of a GenBank genome assembly